Trifolium pratense (red clover) is the source of this 1061-nucleotide messenger RNA. RefSeq lists its product as uncharacterized. Lineage: Eukaryota; Viridiplantae; Streptophyta; Magnoliopsida; Fabales; Fabaceae. The transcript is spliced from 5 exons. The record is from RefSeq and is a predicted model, not a curated record. Bases 129 to 986 code for a protein of 285 amino acids.
UCAAGGGCUCUAUAUUGCAAGUCCUGAAAUUAUUAGCCACUAGUAUGCUCGUUCAUUCAUUAUCAUCACACUGUAGAGUCAAAUCAUCCAAUGCAUUAUGUGGUCAGAGUUAAACAUGUUUUGAUAAAAUGAAAUUAAACCCUCAGAAUAUUAUUCCUUUUUCAUGUCCCAAAACCAAUAAUUUUCUUCUUCCUUUAACUCAAUGCGCACACAAAAAGAAUAUGCAAUAUCUUCUAUCAUCUGGUUCCCCUUCAUUUCUUCAGACUUAUACACACCAUACUCACACUUAUCCUCUCUACGGAGUACGCAAACGAGGUCUGCUUAAGCCUCGUGGUGCUGUCAAUCAGCAGAGCCAAACCAGCGUUAGAACUUCAUGGCCUCGUGUGUCGCUUUCACUUUUCGGCGCCGGCUUCUUAUUUGGUCCACUUCUCGAUGGACUCCAUUCGAGAGUCGAACUCGUGGUGUAUAAGUCUGGUUCCAUUGACAUUGGUCCACUCCAUACAAACAUUUGGGUUCCUCCCUUGCUGGGAUUGUUUUACUGCUCGGUUGGUUUGCUUCAACUCUACCUAGAUGAGAGGCUCAUAAACAAGGUUCAAGAGGGAAGUUUAGCAAAAUCAAUUACUUCCCUGAUAUUAUUGGCGCUGUUCAUUGAAUUGAGUGCCGAACUAUACAAAGCCGGAAUAGCAGACAACAUUGAAGCCUACGCAUUAUUUGCUGCAGCAGAAUUCAUGUGGUUUUUGUUGAAUAGAACAUGGCCAGGCUUCACCCUCGCAUGCAUUGUUGGGUUUGCUUGUCCAUUAGCUGAGAUACCCUUAAUGAAGUUCCUUCAUCUUUGGUACUAUCCACAAGCCAAUGUUGAAAUCUUUGGCCAGGGGCUAGUUACUUGGACCCUCACUUGCUACUUUGUGUACACACUGUUCAUAAUUAAUUUGUCACAGUGGUUCAGAACAGUAUAUACUGCUCAAACAGAGGAGUCUGAUGCUUAAAACAUUAUGUAACUUUGCUGUUUAUAAUGGAUAGCAACAAAAUUGCAGAUAUUAAUACACAUUAUUCAAAGGCUC